GUAUUUUUCAAAAUUCAAAACACUUCCAAACUUCCGAUUUCAAUGAGGACGACUGAGCGCUUUGUGACGUGUCAAAGACGCAACGUGACGUCCGUCAGGUCUGACAUAAUCUACAGCAGUCCAAUUAGCAGCUCCGUCGCUUAUGUAGUUUGACGGACGCCUAACUUCCAUCGAUCUUCUCCCUUUCCUGAUCGGACCACCGAUUCUUAUACGUUGCGCUUCCUCCUUCAGACUCUUCCCAGAAAUACAAUGGCGCCUACUCUGAGCCUUCAGAAAUGGGUGCAGGAGAAGUACCAGACCGUUGGGGUUGACAAGGAAGGUAAUUUCAUCGGGGAAGAUCGCUUUAGAGAUAAAUUGAUCAGCCUUUAUGGGAGUACUGAAAACGCUCAAGCUCUUGAUCAAAAGUCUUGGAAGAAAAUCCUAGCUGAGAUCCGACAACUUGUUAAUGUGAAGGCAUAUCUCCCUACAGCCACUUCAACCCCGUCACCCGAUUCAAAAACUCAACCUGAUCGCACAGAAGCCAAACCACGGCCAACUUCAAAAGCAACAAGUAGUAGCGCAACGGCCAAGACCUCACUCCAACCAUCGCAUCCAGAGGUCAAUGCUAGUACUUCAACAGCCGGCAACUUAGCUACUAAACUUAGAACCCAACUACCAAAUCCGAAGGCGAAUGCUAGCACUUCAACUGCCGGCAAUUCGACUACUAAACUUGGAGCCCAGCCGCCAAAUCCAAAGGCCAAUGCUAGUAAUCAUAAUCAAGCGCCUUUGAACACCAAAAUGCUAGAACUCAUCGACGAUACCAGAAGGCCAAUAGGUGUCAAUGGUCUUUCCGAAAGUGAUCGUAACCCGAGGAUACCAAGUCUAGAGCAUCAGCUUUGCCUGCUAGAUCUGUCUAGCUACGGUGAGAGCUCAUACCUACCUGGGCUGGAUGAUAGCGACAUUAGGAAUGCUGUCAUCUUUUCAACGGAAGCACUAAGGCGUUAUGACUCGAGGCUAUUGCCACAGUUCGGGCUCUUAGGGAGCAUCUGCAGUACGGAAGAGUCGCUUGUAACCGCAAACAAGGAUCCUAGGCUCUUCCUCAAUACAAAUGUGCCAUUUUCGGCAUUUAUCUGUGGCCUCCAAGGUAGUGGGAAGUCGCACACAAUAUCUUGUCUCCUCGAAAGCAGCCUUAUUAAAGCCCCUAUCCUAGGGGUACUUCAACAGCCCCUAAGUGUCUUGGUCCUACAUUUUUGUCAGUAUACGUCACGGUCAAGCUUCCAACCUUGCGAAGCGGCUUUCCUCGCAUAUCAUCAUCCAAGUUUCCGUGAAUACACUGGGGUAUCAUCUAUCCACAUAAUGGUUUCUCCAUCGAACUACCACGACCUGAAUACCUCCUAUUCGUAUAUCCCUGGGGUAGAUAUUCGACCGUUCAAGUUAAAAACCAAGCACUUGAAUGUCAGCUCAAUGUUAACUCUGAUGUCCGUGGAUCAGACCGAGGCCCCCCCGCUAUACAUAGGUCAAAUCACCAGGAUACUACGAGAGAUUGCAACAACAUCUCCAGGAGAAUUCAGUUACCCGAAAUUUAAAGAAGCUAUAGAGGCCUGUGAUCUCACUCCCGCCCAGAAAGGUCCGCUCCAACAAAGACUCGACCUGCUGGAAUCAUUCCUCGACUUAGAUGAUUCGGCUGUGGACUAUAGCUUCGAAGCCGGAAGUAUCACAAUCGUCGACUUGUCCUGUCCUUUCGUCGAUACGAACACAGCAUGUGUUUUGUUCAAUAUUUGCAUCGGUAUAUACUUAGAAUCAAAUCCUACUGUUGGGAAGCUUAUUGCCGUAGACGAGGCCCACAAGUAUAUGACGAACACACCAGCUGCUAAAGCCCUAACAGAGAGACUCCUGACUGUGAUACGGCUACAACGCCACUACGGAGCACGAGUCAUAAUAUCAACACAAGAACCUACCAUAUCUCCACGCCUUAUAGACCUCUGCUCUAUUAUUAUCAUCCAUCGUUUCUCGAGCCCAGAGUGGUUUGACGUUGUUCGAAAGCACGUCUCGAUUGCAGAGACGGACAAGGCUGGACUAGAAAAUCUCUUCGAACGGAUUGUCACCCUUCGCCCCGGUGAAGCGUUGCUCUUUGCGCCAUCCACCAUUUUAACUAAGCGGGAAGGGAAUGUUGAUGUAUUUGUUCAGCUAAGUUCGAAUCUCUUGAAGGUGAAAAUCAGGAAGCGGUUGACGUGGGAUGGCGGGAAAUCUGUCUUUGUCUGCAAACCCGAAGUAGACAGCUAAAAUUUCGAAGAAAUUAACGUGACUUGCCGCAGUGAUUCAGCAAAAGUAAACGAUUGUUAUGAAUGAAAUGAGUUCACCCGUUUUGAGCACUACAACUCGAAAAGGGGCUAG
Hyaloscypha bicolor E is the source of this 2373-nucleotide messenger RNA. RefSeq lists its product as uncharacterized. The record is from RefSeq and is a predicted model, not a curated record. The transcript is spliced from 5 exons. Bases 250 to 2262 code for a protein of 670 amino acids. NCBI's taxonomy places the organism in Eukaryota, Fungi, Ascomycota, Leotiomycetes, Helotiales, Hyaloscyphaceae.